GUUCCCAUGCCUUCAAAUGAAAACCUGAAGGAAAGAAAGAAAAAACACUCAACAUUUAAAAUCUUACUCGAGGACUUGCAGAUCUAAUACCAUGUAGCGGCUGUCUUGCAUAAACAGGAAAAGCAUGGUUUCAUGUUAGUAUAUCUAGAGAUAGCAAGCAAACCCUGAGCAGAUUCAGACUUUGCAGCAAAGAUGAAGAACAUCCUGCCAAAGUUCGCUCUCAAUAAAAUCAGCAUCUACGUCGCAGUGAUUGUGAUUUUUAUUCACAAUGUUGUGCUCAACCAAGAUUUGGAGUGCUCGUGCAAAGGACAAGCUCUUCACUGCAAUUUCUACAUGAUUUUACCAUCGUGUAUUAUAUUUGUUUUACAACUCUGGAUGGACCAAACAUUGCUGAAAGCCUUGAAGUAUAUGUGUGUCAAUACAAAUGACUGCAAGAAAGAACAUUGCAAACUGUUCUGCAAUUUAGUUUAUCACAUUGUCAAGGCUGUGUUUGUUGGUCUGCUGUGGGUUACCUCUGUUUUCAUCGAUGGAGACUGGUAUGUUUGCUGUCAGAAUGAUCAUUCUGAACAACAGGCACAGUUAGCCUGCAAAAACAAAAACAGCCUCACAGCUGAGGAAAAGGCGAUCAUUGCUGAACUGAAAAACCAUUCAAUGCUUAUCGGCAUGUCUCUGCUCCUUUGUACCCUGUUCCUGGCUGCCUUUAUAUCAGCAGUUGUACGGAUGACAUUCAGAAAUAUUCUGUACUAUGAAGUGAUUUUGGAUAAGGAGGAAAAUGUGCUGAAAGGCAUUUUGACAAAAAAAGCAAAAGAACAGUUGACUGACGCAGUCAAGUUGAAAAUGGAUGAACCCGAGUGGCACAAAUGUUAUGAUGUUGCUAAAGAACUGAUUGGACAUCCCACUGCACCUACACUUCCUGAAGCAGCCAAAACCCAGGAUCCAGAGGUCAGAGGAUCAGAGUCCAGACGUAUAUCCAUUUAACCGUCACCAAACUGUGGUCUGUGUAACCCUUCUCAGAGGGAUCCUCUUUCGAGGGGAAGAGAAAGGAGGAUAAUCCAGAUCCAGGAAAUGUGCAAAGAAAGCAGGAGGGGAAUAAGUGUUGACUAUCAGAAUAUUAUUAGUACUAUUAGUGGCCUGAAUUCAUGGUUAUCUUUUUAUGGCAUAACUUUCUUUCUAUUGAUUAUUUUAUAUUUUAUUUUACUUAUUUUCUUGUGUAACUUCUUGCUUAAUGCUGUAUAAUGUUUACAUUGAUUUUUAUGAUU
Molecule: messenger RNA, 1259 nt
Organism: Perca fluviatilis (European perch)
Lineage: Eukaryota; Metazoa; Chordata; Actinopteri; Perciformes; Percidae
Exons: 4
Coding region: 193-978 (261 amino acids)
Molecular function (GO): monoatomic cation channel activity
Source: RefSeq, a predicted model, not a curated record